Messenger RNA from Austrofundulus limnaeus, 591 nucleotides. Its product is annotated as ketohexokinase. Gene Ontology annotation, biological process: fructose metabolic process. The record is from RefSeq and is a predicted model, not a curated record. Gene Ontology annotation, molecular function: ketohexokinase activity. Lineage: Eukaryota; Metazoa; Chordata; Actinopteri; Cyprinodontiformes; Rivulidae.
GCGAAGCGGAAGUUAAUAAAGUCGACGUCAGUGUCGGACCGGCUAACACGAGUUGCCUGUUGUCAUUUCUAAACUAUAACCAAUAUCCAAAUACGCUGGGUAUCAGUGAUGGCAGCGGUGGGAUGUUGUUCAACAGAGUCCUGUCGGAUAAAUUCUGCAUGAACUCUGAAGUGCUGUACAGGGAGCGAAGUCCAGAUUAUUGAUUGACGAGAGCUCAAACCCACAAUCAGCGGUCCGCAACGACAUGGAGGAGAAGAAGAAGAUUCUGUGUGUCGGUCUGGUGUGUCUGGACAUAAUCAACGUUGUUGACAAGUAUCCAGAAGAAGACACUGACAGCAGGUGUUUGUCUCAGCGAUGGCAGCGUGGAGGAAAUGCUUCAAACUCGUGCACGGUGCUGUCACUGCUCAAGGCUCCAUGUGCCUUCAUGGGCUCGCUGGCUGCUGGUUCUGUGGCAGAUUACAUCAUGGCCGACUUCUUACAACGCACAAUUGAUGUCUCAAUGGUGGUUUGGCAGUGGAAAGGUCAAACUCCAUGUGCAUGUUGUGUGGUUUGUCCAUCCAGCGGAUCUCGAACUGUCUUUCUCUAUGAUAC